AUGGAGGACACCGUCACCACCCCCGAUCCCUUAGAGCCGUCGGUUCAAGCGGAACCCAGCCCUGCAGCAAAUAGGGCUGAAGAGAAAGCACAAUGGCAGCCCAAGGGCCAAAAGACCUGUGGGUGUAGCACCUUGAAGGACACUCUCUCAAAGGCAGAUAGCACAGCCCUACGCUUAAGCAACUUAAUAUCCACGUCGUACGGAGAAGAAGCCACACUGGCGAUAGCUGGCUACUCUGCCGACAUCCUGCACCAUGCGCUCCUUUGCCCGCCGCUACGAGCCAUCUUCUCUUGCCUUCGCACCCGGCUGGGGCUCUCCGCGUCUGCUGAUGAUUCGAAAUCGCAGACGCGGCCUCUUCUUGCCCUGGCAUCCCUGAUCUCCGAGACCCGGACCGCUCUCCGUUUGCUCGGCCUGAUACCGCUCUGGGAAUGGGGUUCGGCGACUGUGAAAUCACCGCCGGCUGAUCCAGUCCUGCGGUCGGUAGCUUUUGCCCAGGUUGUCGUCAACGUCAUCUACCAAUUCAUGGAGAACGUUGCGUUUCUUGCGUCCAAGGGCGUGGUCUCGCAGCGUCUCCUCCAGCGUCUGGGUGGCGUUGGGAAAUGGUAUAUCUGGUCUACCCGAGCAUGGUUGGGCCAUGUCGUUCUGGAAUUUGUGCGCCUGUGGCGAGAACGAUCGCUAGCUGCGAGGCAGAAGGAACUAGCACUGGCGAAAGCGUCAUCGUCGGAUGAUAGGCUUAGCGAUGAAGAUCAGCGUGCUGAGGCUCUGCGGAUGCGGGCUUGGCGGAAGAGCUUGGUGAAUAACCUUGCCUGGUUCCCGCUCUGUGUGCACUGGAGCCUGGAGGAUGGAGCCCGGGUGCCGAGUAACAUAGUUGGACUGCUGAGUUUCAUUGCUACUGCUUGGAAAGUGAGCGAUUUAUGGAAGGCAACCGCAAGCGCGAUCUGA
Messenger RNA from Coccidioides posadasii C735 delta SOWgp, 942 nucleotides. RefSeq lists its product as uncharacterized. NCBI's taxonomy places the organism in Eukaryota, Fungi, Ascomycota, Eurotiomycetes, Onygenales, Onygenaceae. Gene Ontology annotation, biological process: peroxisome fission. The record is from RefSeq and is a predicted model, not a curated record. Gene Ontology annotation, cellular component: peroxisomal membrane.